UGGCUGACGGUCGCAGUUAGCGCGCUAUCACGACGGAGCACAUUCUGAGCUUAGGGCUCAGAUUUUAUUUUUGGACUGCCAUGGAGACUGGCCCUUCCAUUUGUAGGAAGGGGGUAGAGUUGCGCUCAACAUGAGCCUUCCGCUCUGACACUCCGGGCUGGGACAAGCAGGCAGCAGCCUGCCGACCCCCAAGCAGCAGUCACACAGGGGACUCCCCUGUCCGGGCGUGUUUGUCAACUGUAUUAAGCAUUACCUGGGGGUUAAACUGCUCAUGGCUGCCAGUUAUAGCAAUGUCACUGAACCAGGCCUGCUGUCCCAGCAGUACCCUCCAGCUCUACUGCCCAAGCCUGGCAAGGAAAAUGUUAGACUCCAGAAACUACUCAAGAAAACAGAGAAAAAAAUCAAGAAAAAAGCUUCCCCUGAAACGGCAAAGACACCGGUCCCUUUCCGCUCAAACCUCUCCCCUGUGAAUGAAGCAAGCCCUGACUUGGAACACAGUGAUCACUCAACCCCUCCUAAAACCCCAGAGGCACCCUUCUACACACAGCACCCUAGAUUCGCUGUCAGGCCAGCCUAUCGGCAUGUGCCAUCCCCUUACCCGCAACAACAAGGAGCAACUUUUGGUGGUACAACAAGGUUCUCCCCAAAGCCAUAUGCUGCUCCAGGACCCACCUUCCCCCAGCAUGUGGCCCCACUCUACACAUUUACUCCAACAGCCCCAUCACCCAUUCCAGGGCCAGUCUCACAUGCAGUGGCACCCACAACUCCUGUGCCAACUUCCUCUGUGCCUGAAGUGACAAUCACAACUGCUGCUCAAAUUGCUCCUCCAGUCCCUGCUCCAGUUGCUCUUGUCACAGUCACUUCUGCUGCCACACAAUCUACUCUGCGACUAGCCCCAGUAGUAAUACACCGCAAAAGUCCAAGUCCACGGUUUAAAGCUACCGAAGCUACACUAAAAGCACCCAAACCGAUGUUUGAUGUCCGUCAAAUUCGGGUAUAUACUGCAUCUAAGUCCCCCCUGCAUGAUUACACUGGAAAGACAUUUACUGCAGACACAUUACCUCGGAGUAGAACACCCACAUCAGACAUCAGAAGGGUAAUAACACCAACAGCUGAAAUCAGAAGGAGUGCAACACCGGCAUCUGAAGUGAAAAGCAAUUUAACUUCGACAUCAGAAAUCAAAAGAGUUGCAACGUCUAAAAUGAAUCAAGGUACAACGCCGACAUCGGAAAUCAAAAGAAGUUUAACACCGACACCUGAAGUUAAAAGGAGUGCAACACCUACAUCUGGGGUAAAAAGAGGUUUAACGUCCAGACCUGAAAUCCAAAGGAGUACAACGCCUACAUCUGGGGUAAAAAGAGGUUUAACGUCCAGACCUGAAAUCCAAAGGAGUGCAACACCUACAUCUGGGGUAAAAAGAGGUUUAACGUCCAGACCUGAAAUCCAAAGGAGUGCAACACCUACAUCUGGGGUAAAAAGAGGUUUAACGUCCAGACCUGAAAUCCAAAGGAGUGCAACGCCUACAUCUGAAGUGAAAAGAGCUAAAACGCCAACUCAUGACUUUUUAACACCAAGAACUAAUUUAGGUCGACCUAAGACACCCUCAUAUCGUGUGUCCCGUGCCAAAACACCUGUUAUUGAAAUAUCAAGACCCAACCCACUUUUAUUUGCUGUCUCACCCAUUACUAUAGAUGCACAUAGAUCUAAAACACCAACACCUGGUUCUAAUUCUGCCAAUCCAUCUUUGUCUGGUUCUCAAAAUCUGCCAAUGUCUGAGCCUUCAAAAUCCCCAUCAAAUAGUCAGGGUGCAAGAACUCCAAAUGGGGAAGUGACAUCAAAAGAGACUCCUACACCUAAAUCACCUCCUGAAAACACUUUAAAACCAGAGGCUCCUCGACAAAAAGCUCUAAUAGUUGAGUCUACCAGACCAAAGACCUCUACAGCUUCAUUAGGCUAUCAAAGACCAAAGACCCCAACAAAUGUCACAACAACUCCCACAGAACCCUCAUAUCAAAGACCCAAGACUCUAACCAAAGAAACACUAAAGCCUACAGCACACUCAUAUGGGUACCAAAGACCCAAUACUCCAACAAUUAUCACACUAAAGCCUACUGCACCCUCCUAUCAAAGACCCAAGACUCCAACAAAAAAAACACUAGAGCCUACAGAACCCUCAUAUGGGUACCAAAGACCCAAGACUCCAACCAAAGACACAUCAAAAUCUACAGCAUCCUCAGAUGGGUAUCGAAGGCCCAAGACUCCAACCAAUGAGACACCAAAGCCUACUGCACCAUCAUAUGGAUAUCAAAUUCCCAAGACACCCUCGAAUGAAGAGCCUAAACCAAUGACUCCAACAAUCGGGUAUCAAAGGUCAACAACACCAGUAGUUGGGUAUCAAAGACCACAACCACCAGCAGGUUAUCAAAGACCAAAGACUCCCACAGCUGGGGUAUCAUCCAUUGGAUUUCAAAGGCCCAAUACACCAACAUAUGUGGCCCCUAAAUCAACCCAUACAUAUUAUGGGUUGACUCCUGCUGCAUAUGUUGCCCAUGGUGGAAUCCAACGUGUCUCACCUUCAUUCGGCAUAUCCAGGUCUAAGACGCAUGCUCUAGAGGAAUCUAAAACCACAACGCAAGGGUUGGAAGCAUCUAACAUACCUACCCAAGAGUUACUUGUAAAAACACUUCCUUUGCCCAUGGUGUCCAACCAGGAAGCAUCCUUCAAAGAAAAAAUCCAUUUAAAUGAGGCCAUAAUAUCCACGACUCCAGCAGAUAAGCUUCUGCUUCCAAUAAUUGUUGUUACACAAGCUGAAGAUGUCUCAGAACCAAGCGUAUCCAUAGCUGUAACCAGCAAAAUGGCAACUCCUGUUUCAGAAACACCAAAGGUUAAAACUGUGGCCAACACAAGACCAUGGGCUAAAUCUCCAACACCCGAGACUAAGAAACCAGAGGUUAAAACCCCAACUCAUGGAGUCAUCCCAAAACCAAAGACACCCACCACAGAAACCCAACACCCUGUGCCUUCUGCUGCAAACAAAGAUGCCAGCAAGACAAUACCUCCUGUCUCAAAAACAGAAUCUCCUGUGGCUAAAGCCAGGGUACAACAAGAAGAGUUAAAGGAAUCACCAGAGCCUAAAACGCCCACCAAAGCAACCUCUGAGUCUAAACCAGCAGGGGCAAAGCCGACUACUUCUUCUCCACUUGGAAAGACCUCAGCUCCUGAGAAGCCUUCGGUGGCUGUUCAGUCUCCGGCUAAGCCAAAGGAUAACCAAGAAGCCCAACCUGAAAAGGUGGUGUCAGCUCCAUCCACACCAUCAACAGAGAAGGAAGAGGGAAAAGACUCUUUCCCAGCAGCUGCACCCCUUCUUAAAGUGAUCCAAAAGCCAAAGGGCAUGAUGAAGUCUAAACUCAGUGGUUGGUCACGGCUCAAGAAGCAUAUGGUGGUGGAAGAAGAACCACCUACGUUCCCAGAAUCAAAUCCUAUGAAAGACACUGCAAAGGGAACUGAGCAGGAGGGAGGUGAAGCGAAACCGGAUGAAACGGUGUCAUUUAAAGACAUGGUGGCAGCUGUAACGGCUGACGAUCCUCCCAAGGCAGCGAAGAAGUGGGAUUCUCUUCUCUUUGAUAUGUUCUCCUCUAAAGAGAAGAUUAUGCAGGUGAUUGAAGCUAGCAAAAGUGAGGAGGAGAAAAAAGAGCAGCCAAAGGAUGCACCAAAAGAAAUUCCAUCCUUCGCCCAUCGUCUGCCUGUCCUCCUUUUCAGCCCAAAGUUUGAUGCCAAAAGGCUAAGAGAGGCUGCAUCAAGGCCACUUACAAAAAUUUCGACAGUAUUUGAGAUGGGUCUCAUAGGGCGUAAAAAUAAAGAUGAGGAACCAAAAGACUUUAACAGAACAGCUAGAGGGUUCACCUGUCCUUAAACCAUGUCUCUUUGGACUGGUAAAGAUGAAACAGAAGAACAUUUUGAAAAAUUCUGUUAAAUGUUUUGUGUACAGGUGUAGACAUAGUAGUCAUAAUGUACAGGUCCUGUGUAAUAGUCUCUCUGCUUGACACAGGGUACAAUAUUUAAGACGGUCUCUUAGGGAAUGUGGUCUGAACUUGACAUCUGACUACGUUACGGAUGUGUCUGAAUGUCUCUUUCUCUGACAGUAUGAAAAUAUUACCUUGAAAAUCAGAGCAGAAGGAAAAAUAUAUUUUUGUCUUAAAGGAAUUCAGACAUCUCGUGAGAUUAAAAUGUACAAAGAUUAAGUAAAUCUCAGAGCUUCUUUUUUGUCCACUGUUAAACCAUGAUAGGAGAAUGAAUGACUUUUGCAGACCUCCACACAUCUUUUUUUAAAAUGUGGUCCUGAGACUGUAGUGUAAUGCAUUUAGGCACACCACCUACUGAAAACUAGACUGAACAGUAUAUUGAUGCAGGAUUUGGUUAUCGGAAGAAAUCUGACUCCAGGGGAUUCAGAGUAAUGUAACCAAAUAAGGAUGAAAAAGGAAGAGAGAAUGAAAGUAGAAGGAGAGUAUAUUUCUCCAAAUGGUGCUAUUUCCGUACGUUUUUCAAAUACACUUUAGAUAUUCAGGCGCUUCUUAGAAGGUAGAAUGUUUGAUGACACUACAUAUGCUAAUGCCAGCUUUGCCAUCUUCUUUUUUAGGUGUACAGGUCAUUGAGAGUGUUAUUUGAGAUCUUGGGUUGCUAACUCCUGGGGGAUGAGGAAACUAUAUGAAGGAAGUGUUUGACCUUUGGCAUGGAUGGAUGAGGGGUCAGCGGGAGGCCUUGUGGGAUAUGGAGGCAAGUGAUGAUAAAUGCGAAGAAAAAUGUAUACAGUAAGUACUUAGGGCAGAUUCCUAAUUUGAGAUCCACAAAUUUCCCAAUUGACAUCAAUGCAGGAUUAACGUGAGAGUUAAAUUUAGCAUGUUUCACAGAGUUUUCAAAUAUGCAGCUUUCAAACGAGGUACCCAGAAGAGUCAAGAGCUGAGAGUGACAUUUGACCUUAAGGUUCUCUAGGUUCUUGUUAUUGAUGCUUUACGUUUGUGUUUCAUGCAUGGACUAUAUAAAAAGAUUAAGAACA
Oncorhynchus tshawytscha (Chinook salmon) is the source of this 5053-nucleotide messenger RNA. Its product is annotated as mucin-2. The transcript has 3 exons. Bases 272 to 3913 code for a protein of 1213 amino acids. The record is from RefSeq and is a predicted model, not a curated record. Lineage: Eukaryota; Metazoa; Chordata; Actinopteri; Salmoniformes; Salmonidae.